CAUUAAAAGCAGAAUGGACCCACCUAUUCGCCCCGUUUCAACCCGUUUCACGCGUCCCACCGGCCCGCCUUUAUCGGGAGAACCCAACGUCGUGCGCCAACUUGUCUUGAACUUCGAGGCCGCACGUACACCCAAUAAUACAUCAACCCUUAGGGCCAUCUACCGGAUCAUAACUCCCCGAUGUCUCGACGACCGCCGAAUCCCGCUGCCGAGCGGGCAGCUCAGAACCAACAGACUAUCAAGAACCUCCUAAAGCUCGAGCCCAACAAGGUGUGCGCCGACUGCAAGCGCAACAAACACCCACGAUGGGCGAGCUGGAACCUCGGUGUCUUCAUCUGCAUCCGCUGCUCAGGUAUCCAUCGCGGAAUGGGCACCCACAUCAGCCGCGUCAAGUCCGUGGACCUAGAUGCCUGGACCGAUGAGCAACUACAGAGCGUUCUCAACUGGGGCAAUGCGCGCGCAAAUAAGUACUGGGAAGCGAAGUUGGCGCCUGGCCAUGUUCCCUCGGAAGCCAAGAUUGAGAACUUCAUCCGCACCAAGUAUGAGCUAAAGCGAUGGGUGAUGGAUGGACCCAUGCCAGAUCCCGCGACUCUCGAUGCUGAGGGGGACGACGACGUGCCACUGAGCGUUGUUAAGGAGAAGCAAAAUGUGGAACGCCGGGAGUCUGUCCGUAAGGCAUCCGCCGGCCAGUCAGCGACACCCCAAGCCGAUCUCAUCGGAGGGGAUCCAAUCCUGGCUCCGGCGGCCCCCGCGCCGGCCCCUCUAAGAGCCAGCAGUACUGGGCCGACAGCAAUGCAAGUUCCCGCCAAGUCGAGCCCUGCUCCGCCCAAGGCGACCAGCACGAAAGACUCGCUCCUGGGACUCGACUUCCUGGGCACGCAGCCUGCCGCGCCGCCGCGCCCGGCAAGCACAACGGGCACACCUAGUGGCACCCAGUCACGCCCGGAUCUCAAACAAUCCAUCCUCUCGCUAUACGCGACGGCUCCCCGUCCACAACCCCAACCUGCUGCGCAACAAGCUUCCCACGCCCCAUCCGGAUCGUUGAGCGGAAUAUCUUCUCCGGCCGGCAUGAGUCAGGCGCAGGGCUCGUUGGGCGGGCUCAACGAUGCAUUUAGCAGCCUGAGCUUCAGCAGCGCGCCGUCUCCGAAACCCGCCCAAACCGAUGCCUUCUCCAGCCUUGGCUCUUUCACAUCCUCUCGCCCUGCACAGCAAUCGAGCGGCUCCACGUUCUCGGCAUUGAGCGGCGGCAGCUUCUUCGACUCCAAACCGGCAGCCUCCGCGCACCAGUCGAAACAGUCGAUCGGUAGCUCUUCUGGCUGGGGAUCGACUUCCCCUCCUGCUGCAGCUCCCAAGCCCGCUGCGGCACCUGCUUCGUCUGCUCUCGGCGACUUGUUCGACCUGUCCGCACCCUCCCCGCCAGCGGCCGCUUCGCAGCCGGCAGCAGCGCCGACAACGGCGAGCACCUCCUCGUCCAUCUUUAACCUCUCCGCAAAUCAGCCGAAAUCGAGUCCGCCCGCUACAUCCGCUACCGCCACGUCCAACCCUCUUGAUCCACUUGGAAGCAACGGCUGGGGAGGCUCUGACGUCUGGGGCGGCAAUGCCUGGGCUACCGCUGAAACAUCCAAGGCUUCUCCAGAGCCAGCGAAGCCGGCCCUGGGCGGCACGACGUCAAGUGACUGGGCCUCCCUUGCUAGUAAACCUAUCGUUCCUGGCGCAUCGGGAGGGUUUGUACCCAAGGUGGCGGCGGACGAGGAAUUCGGUGGGUGGACCAGCAGCACGACAGCCACAGACAGCACAAUCAAGCCAGCGGGCGGGCUCGCAGGUGCUGAUGAUCUGUUCUCGAAUGUUUGGGAGUAACCGUUCGGUCUGUUCAACGGGGAGAUGCACCUAAUUUUUCAAAACGUGUACCGGCUUGGUGCAUCUGAGCGACGGGUUGCCCCUUGUGUGUGGAUUGUGCAUCGCCGGAUCGAGACAAAGACGGAGGCCAGCGCUGCUUUUCCUG
Thermothelomyces thermophilus ATCC 42464 is the source of this 2002-nucleotide messenger RNA. RefSeq lists its product as uncharacterized. The record is from RefSeq and is a predicted model, not a curated record. Gene Ontology annotation, molecular function: metal ion binding; GTPase activator activity. Gene Ontology annotation, biological process: endocytosis; endoplasmic reticulum to Golgi vesicle-mediated transport; intra-Golgi vesicle-mediated transport. The coding region runs from base 181 to 1857 and encodes 558 amino acids. NCBI's taxonomy places the organism in Eukaryota, Fungi, Ascomycota, Sordariomycetes, Sordariales, Chaetomiaceae. Gene Ontology annotation, cellular component: Golgi apparatus. The transcript has 2 exons.